This is a messenger RNA of Musa acuminata subsp. malaccensis (wild Malaysian banana), 1322 nucleotides long. RefSeq names its product probable transcription factor KAN2. The record is from RefSeq and is a predicted model, not a curated record. NCBI's taxonomy places the organism in Eukaryota, Viridiplantae, Streptophyta, Magnoliopsida, Zingiberales, Musaceae. Gene Ontology annotation, biological process: regulation of DNA-templated transcription; abaxial cell fate specification. Gene Ontology annotation, molecular function: transcription cis-regulatory region binding.
UCUCUCUCUCUCUCGCAUAACAUUAAUCACGGAAAGAGGUAGGGCUCCGACGGGAGAGAGACUGGAAGAAACUUAAGGAGAAGAAGAAGAAGAAGAAGAAUCAGGAAGAGGAGAAGAGCUCAGACAGGAAAGAGAUUUGUAGUAACUUGAAAAAGAGGAGCAGGAGGAGGAGGAGAAGAAGAAAUCUGGAUGAUCAAAUGGAGCUGUUUUCAGCACAUCUAGACUUAUCACUUCAGAUCAGCCCCCCAAACACCACACCAUCAGGCUGGAGAAAGCCAGAUGAGAAGAUGGAAUUAGGGUUCUGGAGGAGAACCUUGGACUCCACCACCACAACCAACAACAACGUCACCGCAUCCGCAGCCAGCUCUGCCGCCGCCUUCAAGCUCUCGUCGGUGAACCCGGGUGUCACGGACUCCACGACCACAAGCGAUGACAUCUUACACCACCCCCAACACCGCCACCACCUCCCCCUACUUCCCGAGGGGUACCACCAAGAUCACAUCUCGCUGAAGCCCAUACGAGGCAUCCCAAUCUACCAACACCCACCUUCCUUUCCUCUACUCUCCCCUCACCAGCUGCAGCCCAGCCAAGACUUGCCGAGACCAAGGUAUUUGCCGACGAGGUUCGCCGCCAGAAGGACGACGAGAGCGCCGAGGAUGCGGUGGACUACCACACUCCAUGCCCGCUUCGUCCAUGCCGUAGAGCUGUUGGGAGGCCAUGAGAGGGCUACGCCCAAGUCUGUUCUAGAGCUCAUGGAUGUCAAAGAUCUUACCUUGGCGCAUGUCAAAUCUCACUUGCAGAUGUAUCGGACUGUGAAGAACACCGAUAGACCGGCAGCUUCAUCAGGCCAAUCAGAUGGGUUUGCAAAUGGUUCUGCCGAGGAGAAUUCCGAAGAAAACCUGGUAGGCGUUCACAAUCACCAUGGAUCAGAAUCAUCAGCCGCGCAUCAUGGAGCCAAUCAUGGUGCUCUAUGGAGCAGCAAUUCCUCAAGGGAAAGCUUGUAUAAUAAUCGCAAACUAAGUGAUUCCACUACAGCUUGCAUGCGGUCCUGGAAGCAGGAGACGCAACCGAUAAGCUCUGAAAUGUUUACGGAAAUUAACUCAUCAUGCCCAAAUGAUCCAAAUCUCGAGAUCUCAUUGGGCAGAUAUCAUUGACACCACCCACUUCUUUCGUAAGAUGACUUUGUUCAGCUACAGCAAGUAUCAGUUAAAGAGAAAGAAAAAGGUAAAGGAGACAAUUGAUUAGAGGGCAAGACAAAAUAAUGUGUGUAUGAAUUCAUAUAUCUGUAAGCAAAAAAACUAAGAUGGUGUUCCAUAAAUAUA